AUGGAGCUCUCCCGGGACUGUAAGGUGGAGGUGCAGAGGAUUCUCCACCAGAGGGCGCUGGAUGUGAAGCUCGACCCCGAGCUGCAGAAACGAUGCAUGACGGACCUGGGGAAGUGGUGCAGCGAGAAAACCGAGGCCGGCCAGGAACUGGAGUGUCUGCAGGACCAUCUGGAGGAUCUGGUCCCCGACUGCAGAGAAGUGGUGUCAAACAUGACGGAGCUGGAAUCAGAGGUUCUCUUCACCUUCUUCCAUUCGCACAGUGAUAUCCAGAUCGAGGCCCUGCUGAUGAGAGCCUGUGAACCCGUCAUUCAGUCCUACUGUCACGAGGUCGCCGACAACCAGAUCGACUCCGGUGAUCUGAUGGAAUGGAGGCCAUGGAGGUCGACUCCCCGGUGGAGCUGCAGGCAGGAGGUGGGGAGCAGCCCGAGGUCGCUGCUGAAGCUGCUGGUCCAGCUGAGGAAGCUGCUGCUCCUGUCCUCAUCUCAGACUCUGGCAGCAGCACGGAGGUGGACGAGGAUGAAGACGGUGAUGAAGGGCGGACAGCAGCUCGGACCCUUCUCAGGCUCCCUGCCACCUGGGCGUUCAGUCAGAGAGUGGCGAGUGGAGCUGCACCUUCCAGGACUCCAGAGACACCGAUCAGAAGACGACUCAGGCAGGGACUCAGGGUGCACUAUCCCAGCCAGACUGCAGCACCUUCCAGAACCUUCCCGGACUUCCUACUCCGAGCCCCAGCAGCCAGUGUCUCUCAGCCCCAGUCUGGCAGCACCACAGAAGCCAGUGAGUCUGACGAUGAGGAGGACGGAGCUGCUGCUGCUGCUGCAGAGCCCACUGAGCCUGCACCACGCAGUGCAGUCGCCCAGCAGUCCCAGCAACAGGAAACACAGAAUUCUGGCUCCGCUGCACAAAGCGACCGGACUGAAGCUGAAAGACCAGACACCCAGGCAGCUCCAGCUUCCGUCCAGUCGUCCAACAGUGAGGACACUGAAGGGGACAACUGCACUAUUUGUUUGGAGGCGUGGACAACAGCAGGCGAUCACAGGUUGUCUGCGCUGCGCUGCGGACAUCUGUUCGGCUACACCUGCAUCCGUCAGUGGGUCAAAACUCAGGGCUCGGCUGCUAGAUGUCCACAGGUGA
Molecule: messenger RNA, 1134 nt
Organism: Nematolebias whitei (Rio pearlfish)
Lineage: Eukaryota; Metazoa; Chordata; Actinopteri; Cyprinodontiformes; Rivulidae
Exons: 8
Coding region: 1-1134 (377 amino acids)
Cellular component (GO): Golgi membrane
Molecular function (GO): fibroblast growth factor binding
Source: RefSeq, a predicted model, not a curated record